Messenger RNA from Ochotona princeps (American pika), 1425 nucleotides. RefSeq names its product prospero homeobox 2 (gene PROX2). Gene Ontology annotation, molecular function: DNA-binding transcription factor activity, RNA polymerase II-specific; RNA polymerase II cis-regulatory region sequence-specific DNA binding. The record is from RefSeq and is a predicted model, not a curated record. Gene Ontology annotation, cellular component: nucleus. NCBI's taxonomy places the organism in Eukaryota, Metazoa, Chordata, Mammalia, Lagomorpha, Ochotonidae. The coding region runs from base 196 to 1425 and encodes 409 amino acids. The transcript has a single exon. Gene Ontology annotation, biological process: regulation of transcription by RNA polymerase II.
GCCCAAGAGGUCUGCUGCACAAACACCCCUCCUUGCCUUCCAAAAUCUGCCAAGGGUGUCUUGUGCUGUUCUAAGGACCGACAGGGUUCACCAGCUCUGGUCCUGAAUGCUCUGAACCCCUUGACUCCAUAGUGCCCGUAAGUCUUGCUUUCGUCUUAUUCCCAGACUUGCUGCCACCUGGCAGCGCCGUUUCCCAUGGAAGGUGAGCAAAGCCCCUUGCCCCCAGAGCUGGGUGAAGACGGCCCCUUGCCCUGGAGCCUGGUCCGCAGCUCUGGCCUUGCCCGCCCCGACGGGCUGUGGGAUGAGCACAUCCAGGCUAAGAGGGCCAGAGUAGAGACCAUCGUCCGAGGCAUGUGUCUCUCGCCCCAGCCUUUGGUGCCAGGCGAUGCCUGCCGAGCCAGGGGUGGACCAGCCUGCCUUGAGAAGGCCCGGGCACACAGGAGGAAGCAGAACAUCCCAGCGCACCAAGGGCCCUUAAGGUCAGGCGCUGCCCGGAAGGCGGGGCCCCGGGCGGCGGAACAGCUGAGGGGUCAGCUGCCACACUUGCAGGAGCACUCGGGGCAGGUUGCGGGGCCUCAGCACCCAGCGGGCUCCAACAAGGCCAAGGGCCCUGGGAGUGGACAGCAGCAGCCCGCCUGCUGCAGGCCGGUUCCCUGGAGCGUGGACGGCAACCAUGGUCAUGGCGCCGGCAGGAACCGGUCAAGGGUGGAAAAGUACAGAGCGGCUGCGGUCCAGUGCCUGUCGGAGCCCAGCUUCCCUCCUCCUGGGACUCAGGCUUUGCUGGAGAGACUGAGGGAAGAGCUGCCCGGGGCUGUGUCCCAGGCUGUGGAUGCGGUCUUGCAGAAGAUCCUGCUGGACCCACUACGCUUGCCGGCUCAGUGGGACAGAAACUUCCAGGUGCUAGUACCGAGGGGCAGGAGGGAGCCCUCCCCUCCUGGCACAGGUGUCCAUCCAGAGUCACUUGCUUUGGCUGCCUUGCCCAGGAGGGUGCAGCUGCAAGCUGGGGUUCCUUGGGGAGACUGGCCUAUGGCCAAGCCUCUGGAGUCCCCUCACCACCCUGGCUCUUCAAGCAGCACCCCCAUGCCCUAUCAGGCUCCCCCAGCAGAGUGCCCCUUGGCUGGGCCUUCCUACAUCCAGGAGAGUCAGCUUCUGGGCCAGCUCCUGAGCCGCUGGACCGGCAGUGUGCGCCAGCGCUCGCCUUUCCUAAGCCACCCCUCCUCGGAGUCGGUGCUUGCACCCUGGGAAGCCGCCCCGCAAACGUCGUCGGUGCCGAACCAGCAGCAGCAGCGCCCCCUGCCGGUCACCGCCACCAGCCUGGGACGCCUCCCCUUCCUUCCCAAGGUGAGGAUGGAGCAGCGCCACCUGCCGGCCGUCACUGAGGCACCUGCCUUCGCUCCAGGUCGUAUAUCCUUCAAUUGUCGGUGA